This is a messenger RNA of Darwinula stevensoni, 483 nucleotides long. The record is from the annotation of a GenBank genome assembly. Lineage: Eukaryota; Metazoa; Arthropoda; Ostracoda; Podocopida; Darwinulidae.
AUGUACCUCCAUCCAAAAGAGGUUGGGAUUUACAUAAAUCCAACAGCACGAUUUGCCCUUGAAGGAAAAUGCCCUGUAUCAUGCAAGGCUCUCAACUACCAUUGGACUCUGCGUAUGGUGAAUUGCUCAGGGGAUCGAUGCGUAGCCAACAAAGAUCCUGUAAAUGAUCCCAAACUGUUCCCCGUCGGUACUGACCUGAAGGAGAUAUCCCUGUCUUAUGACAUAUUUACGCAACUUAAGGAGAAUGGAAUGAACAGAUUUCGACUCAGGCUGGAGUCAACCGAUCCAGUCACUAACGUGUCAGCACUGGCCGAAGACUACCUCAUUUUGAACGAACCCCCAAUACCAGGAUCAUGUGUGGCAGAUCCUCCCAGUGGAUCCACUCUAAAAGCAUCAAUUGAUGGCAUUAAAAUAACCUGCUCUGAUUGGUAUGACAAAGAGACUGACAUUGGAGAAUACAACUACUACUGUGAGUUCCUGUAA